UCUGGGCAACAUGGUAAAAAACUUGUCUCUACAAAAAUAAAAAUACAAAAUUGACACAAAAACAAAAAACAAUGUAGAUUCCCAGAAUAAUUUAGCAGAUAGGCCAAAUAAUAGUGUACUGGGGACAAUGUUUACAUUCCUUACCACUGAGCCUUUAAAUGCUAGAAGUGACAGUUCAGAACCCUAAAUUGCUUUGGAAGGGAAGUUAUAGGGGAAAGAGGAAAAAGAUCUGGGAAGUGGAGGGUGACAUCAUUCACACUGUUCCAGCUCCCAAGUUGAAAAACAAGGUUAGGCUUUGGUGGUUUCUUUUACCCACUGUGAAACAAACAAGAAACAAACUAACUUACCCAUGACACUAUUUUGUAGUAGGUAUUCUGAAUCUGUAUCUUUCUCCUAUCUUCCUAUAUGGCAUAUAUAUGCAUGCACAUACACAGUUACAGUAUUUUCUAUAAUUGCCCAAGUCUUUGUUCAGCACAAAAGCAGGUUCCGAGUGAAACAAGUUCAUGAAUUUUCCACAGAAAAUCUUAACCAAAAAAAGUAAGAGAUUACUGUAAAGCCUGUCUAUUUGAUUUUUUUACUUUUAGGGUAAAUAAAAUAAUAAUAAUAAAAAAAAAUAAAUUUCUUAACAUCCUUUAACAAAGAUCUCCAAAUCAGAAUCACAUGCAAAUCCAGUUAAAAUCAAGUACAGUGUCACAAGUAGCAGGUUAAGUAUUCUUAUUUGUGUCUCAAAAAUGACUACACCACUGUGAAAUGUGUGACUUUUUCCGGGAAAGAAAAUUGUAUACACCUAGAAUUUUCACCUUAUGUUUACUUUAAAAAGGUGACACUAAAUCAAUAUACAUUAUUUUCCAAAAGAUGACAAUAUUAUUCAAUAUUAAGCCUGCCUGAUUAAAAAAUAACUCAGGCAUUUAGAAAUAGUUAAACAUUCACAUUUGGAUGAAGAAUUAAAUAUUUGCAUCUGCUUAACUGACAAGAGGAAAUUCAAUUUAUUCUAAGUACCUCUUAUUACUUCAAAGGAUAGACAUGAAAAUCCUUUCACAACAAAUCCCUUCCCUGAUACAGUUAAAUGCAAAUUCUCUUUUCCGUCUUACUCCAGAAAGCUCCUGCAUACAUAGGCUGAUACGCCACCUACUGCAAAACCGAGCUGACAGCGCAGGCGAUGCUGCCAGUGUUUCCAUUCCAUCACCAGGCUGGGGCUGAAUAAAGGCGUGCUUGUGUGGUAGUGUUUCUUUUUAAAAAAUCUCAAAGCCAAGAAGAACAAGCUGAAAUAGCAUCUUCAAAAAAUGGAGCGUAAAAUAAACAGAAGAGAAAAAGAAAAAGAGUACGAAGGGAAACACAACAGCCUGGAAGAUACUGAUCAAGGAAAGAACUGCAAAUCUACACUGAUGACCCUCAACGUUGGUGGAUAUUUAUACAUUACUCAAAAACAAACGCUGACCAAGUACCCAGACACUUUCCUUGAAGGUAUAGUAAACGGAAAAAUCCUCUGCCCGUUUGAUGCUGAUGGUCAUUAUUUCAUAGACAGGGAUGGGCUCCUCUUCAGGCAUGUCCUAAACUUCCUACGAAAUGGAGAACUUCUAUUGCCCGAAGGGUUUCGAGAAAAUCAACUUCUUGCACAAGAAGCAGAAUUCUUUCAGCUCAAGGGACUGGCAGAGGAAGUGAAAUCCAGGUGGGAGAAAGAACAGCUAACACCCAGAGAGACUACUUUCUUGGAAAUAACAGAUAAUCACGAUCGUUCACAAGGACUGAGAAUCUUCUGUAAUGCUCCUGAUUUCAUAUCAAAAAUAAAGUCUCGCAUUGUUCUGGUGUCCAAAAGCAGGCUGGAUGGAUUUCCAGAGGAGUUUUCAAUAUCGUCAAAUAUCAUCCAAUUUAAAUACUUCAUAAAGUCUGAAAAUGGCACUCGACUUGUACUAAAGGAAGACAACACCUUUGUCUGUACCUUGGAAACUCUUAAGUUUGAGGCUAUCAUGAUGGCUUUAAAGUGUGGCUUUAGACUGCUGACCAGCCUGGAUUGUUCCAAAGGGUCAAUUGUUCACAGCGAUGCACUUCAUUUUAUCAAGUAAUUACCUGUGUCACGAACAAAGGCAACAAGCAUGCAGCCAGCAAGCUUCGGAAAACCACAGCAUCAAAGGCAUCCCAAAUAACAUGCCCAGCUAGCUCUGUACUACAGAGCCCUGCUACUAAUCAAUUACUGUGAGCUAACGGUAUGUAAAUUCUAUCGCUAAAGAUGUCCUUCCUCUGGGGUGUUCCUGCUGAUCAGACUCUUCCACCUAAGAUGAAAACAGUAACCUUCUAUAUACUGUAAAUAAAGACUGAAUGCUUUUGCUAUUUAUUUGUCCUUAAGCUGUCUUUCAAUCAGAUUGUCUUGGGUAUUUGCACAAAAAACAAAGCAUGUACAUUAUCUAUCGUUCAUUUCAGUAACUGGUAAUAAAAUAUUUUAAGGGGCUAUUAAGAUUUGAAAUCCUUUCUACUAUGGCAAAAAUCUACAGAGAAACUGAACUGGUAAAAUUAACCACCUGGAGCAAAACAGAUGUGCAGAUCUAACUAAAACAGAGCUAUAGUGAAGCAAAAUGAGAUUGUAAGAAGACAUUAAAGCUAUUGAUUUGAUUUUUCCAUAGCAGGCACCAAAAGCUCAUAUUCACAGUUCCUGUGUUUCAUACUAGACUUAUAGCUGAAUUGGUAUUUUGCUGAAAAUUCCUAGAAAACUGCUUGAUGACAAUAAAAAGUAAAUAAAAGCACUGCUACCUUCUUUGAUUGUAUUAAUGAUUAUAAUAAAAAGUUACACAUCACUUUAAAAGCAAACAGUACCACUUGAUGAUUUUGCACAAAAUUAUGCAUAGAUGUAGUCAACCGGCAGGCUACAGUAACCCUGGCUGGUCCUGGAAGUGACAAAACCCAGCAAAUUCAAUUCUUUGCAGGCUGAGUUCCCACAAAGCAUGGCUAACUUGGUCUCAAUAGAGUAUGUGUUAUUAGAAUAAUAAAGGAGUUGAUUUUCAGAA
Messenger RNA from Cercocebus atys (sooty mangabey), 2999 nucleotides. It is a transcript of the gene KCTD4, whose product is annotated as potassium channel tetramerization domain containing 4. Bases 1284 to 2063 code for a protein of 259 amino acids. The transcript has a single exon. Gene Ontology annotation, molecular function: protein binding. Gene Ontology annotation, biological process: protein homooligomerization. The record is from RefSeq and is a predicted model, not a curated record. Lineage: Eukaryota; Metazoa; Chordata; Mammalia; Primates; Cercopithecidae.